Messenger RNA from Lepisosteus oculatus (spotted gar), 5618 nucleotides. It is a transcript of the gene lancl2, whose product is annotated as LanC lantibiotic synthetase component C-like 2 (bacterial). Gene Ontology annotation, biological process: peptide modification; carbohydrate metabolic process. Lineage: Eukaryota; Metazoa; Chordata; Actinopteri; Semionotiformes; Lepisosteidae. Gene Ontology annotation, cellular component: plasma membrane. The record is from RefSeq and is a predicted model, not a curated record.
UGGCAAGAUCGCUGAAAGAUGGAGCUGGGCUUAAUGUCGCUCUAGUGACAACAGCUCCCCUUCUGUAAGCUACUGUAGCCAGAGGGAAAGCUCACGUUAAGAAAUAAAGAUUUAUGUUUUGUUCUACUGUGUCACUCAGACAGUUUAAUUUUGCUCGGAUUUAAACUGAUUUAAUCUUCAAUUAUGAAGUGACGAGUCGCUUAGAUUGUGCUCUGUUUUGGUGGAGCUUGAAUGGGAAUGAGAAUAAUGAAAUGAAUGGGCUCUGCGGGGAAGGGAGACCUGUGAGCUGCAAAUGCUGGUCUCUACGGAGGUUUUGUCUGUUAAUCGCUGCGUUUGAAAGGCAAGAAAGGAUUUUACUAUGGUUCUCCAUUUGGCCAGCACUGGCUGCGCGCUGUAACCCGAAGUGCUCCACUGUUUUGUCCGUGGCGAGCUGCCGUGGCAAUGGGAGACAGUAUGUCGAAAAGACUGAAGCUGGUGGCAGGUGCGGAGGCAGAGAUGGAGGAACGCGCUUUCGCAAACCCUUACCCGGACUGGGAUCAGGGAGUCUUCGCCUCCGGCACUGCGGGAGCGGACAGUGAGUGCAGUGAGCACUUUGAUGCUAGCGGGAAGGUCAGUGCCAGCUUUCAGAAGAAAGUCCAGAGCAAGAUUACAGACCUCCUGCAGCAGAUGGAGGAGGGCCUAAAGACAGCUGACCCGCAUGACUUCUCCACUUAUACUGGCUGGACAGGCAUAGCUCUUCUCUACCUGCAGCUGCACCGUGUGACCCAGGAGCAGUCCCAUCUGCAGCGUGCACUGGACUAUCUGAAAAGAACCCUGCGCAAUCUCAAUGGCCGGAGGGUGACUUUCCUGUGUGGCGAUGCUGGGCCACUCGCUGUGGGGGCAGUGGUGCACCACAAGCUGAAGAACGAGGCAGAGUCCAAGGAGUGCAUCACUAAGCUGCUCCAGCUGCAGCGCAGUGUGGUCAUCUCUGACUCAGACCUGCCUGACGAGCUGCUGUAUGGCCGGUCAGGGUACCUGUAUGCACUACUCUAUGUCAACACUGAGAUCGGGCCCGAGACUGUGCCUGCUUCCACCAUCUCGGAGGUUGUUGAAACCCUUCUUGAAUCUGGGAAGAAUAUGUCGAAAGAAGAGAAGAAAAUGGAUCGCUGUCCCCUCCUGUAUCAGUGGCAUCGGAAGCAGUACGUUGGUGCUGCGCAUGGUCUGGCUGGCAUCUACUACAUGCUAAUGCAGCCAGGAGUGAAGGUCAGUCAGGAAAUGCUGACAGAGUUGGUGAAGCCCAGCAUUGACUACGUACGCCAUAAAAAGUUCAGAUCUGGAAACUACCCAUCAUCCCUUAGUAAUGAAACUGACCGUCUGGUCCACUGGUGCCAUGGGGCUCCUGGAGUGAUCCACAUGCUGAUACAAGCUUACAUGGUCUUCAAGGAGGAGAAGUACCUGAAGGAUGCGGUGGAGUGCGGGGAGGUCAUCUGGCAGAGGGGCUUGCUGCGCAAGGGCUAUGGUAUCUGCCAUGGGACUGCAGGCAACGGCUACUCCUUCCUCUCUCUCUACAAGCUGACGCAGGAGAAGAAGUACCUGUACCGAGCCUGCAAGUUUGCAGAGUGGUGUUUAGACUAUGGAACACAUGGAUGCCGUAUCCCAGACAGACCUUACUCUCUGUUUGAAGGUAUGGCAGGAGCAAUUCACUAUCUAUCUGAUGUGUUAAUGCCAGAAACAUCUCGUUUUCCAGCCUUUGAACUUUAACCCCUGAGGCCAGGGAACUAAUUUUUCAUUGUAAAGUACGGGCCAGCACAGUGCGUGUUUGCAGCAAAGCUUCCGGACAACUGAGCACCUCAAACACCACCUCCCAAAGCAAAACGCUGUGCUUCUUCUUUUGGAUACAAAGGCAUGGACACAGAAGACUUCAGUCUUUAACUCAGCUUUCCUAGAGGUCCUUGUAGCUUGGAAAUUUAACCUCAGCCACUUGCAAGCAUUAAGUAUGAAUCUUUAGCAUAUGCAUGUUUCUUCCAGCGUUGUCAAUGGAUAUCUUGUUUCUGUUCAUUUUGAGUCCCUUUGUAUGACACGCUCACCUUGGUCUCUUGGUCUCUGUCGUUCCGUCUUUCUGUGCAUGGGGAAAGCAAACUGCGGGCAAUAGAUCCUGCCAGUGUAAGAACAUUGCGGAAAAUAAACUUUUUUUUGCAACAAUAAUGUACAAAAUAACUCAAGGUAGUCAUUGGUGUUUGUUAGUAGAUCUGAUGUUGGUUUUCAUUUGAGUUUCAGGCACUGAGUAAAAAGUAAUGAAAUAAUUUAACUUUAUGGUUGGUUGUUUUCUUUAGGAGCUGGGGGAAAAAUUCAAGUUUGACAUCUGUAGUGCCACAUAUAGAGAUAUACAGAUAAAUUAGCCUGUUUUUGGUUUUGUAGUCUUCUUGGAUAUAGUUACACUCUUCACAAAGCUGCCGUAGAUGUUUAACAUUAUUGUUAAAAUAUGUAUACAGUACGUACUGUAUAUGCACAUUGAACAACUGAUCUCCAUGCUUCCUGAGCUCCUUCACUAAGCUUCAUGAUCACUUUAUGCAAAGUUCUGCAUAUCAUUCAGUCAUCUAACGUCCUGGGACAAUACCAGGAAUGUCAAUUAUCAAUAUGAUGAUUGAUUAUUUAUGAAAUAAUUAUUAUUUUAAAUUCAAGCUUUAUUGUCCCCUAGGAGAAAUUUGUUUAAUUUAAUUAAUCGGGUUCCUGAGAUUUGCAUUAAAUUCUCAGUAAAAAUAACACAGCGACAUCUUUGAGAAUAACAUUUGAAUGUAAGUUCUAAGAAUUUAUAAGCACUACCAUAAGAACGUAUUGGUAUUCCAGGCCUAAAAACUCAGUUUUUAAAAAAGUCAGUUUUAACAACCUUGAACUGACAUUCAUCUAAUUUUUUUUUCUGUCUUUCAAGAGGAAAUUUAAAAGUUGACAAGAGAACAUUUUUAUUAAUAUCAGAUGAUUAAAACUACAGUUUAACAGUCAGAAUUUCCUGGUGAGUAUAUACUGUAUGGACAACCAGCAACUCUGUUUUAUGAGAAUGUUUUGCACAGAGCUGGCCAAAGUCAAACUUCCACCUCCCGCACAGACCUUUAUUUGAUGACAAUGGGCCCACUACACAUUCUGUAUAAAUAAGGUGUGCUGUUAGUGUCUAUAGCAUUAAUGAGCAUACUGUAAACAGCUUAUUUUUAGAUUGUAUUUUAAAAAAUUAGCUAGUUACCCAGAUCUGUUUUGUACCAACCACAGAAACAUUUCGGCAUGGCCUUGCUCUCUGCCUUUUUAUUAACAAAAUGAUUUUGUGUUGAUGAGACUGGAUUUAGCUGUCGCAUGUUAAAAACUCACUGUUUUUCUGUACCUCUUGCUAAGGGUUUUGUUGGCAUGGUGUUCUUGCUCCAUGUUGUAUUUUGUUGAAUCCCUGAUCCCCGUGUUCUGGAGUCAGUAUGUUUCUCAUGUAAUGAAGCUAUGAUGUCUUCCUCACACAGUUUGUCUUGCUUCUUGUUGGUUCUUCGGUGGUAUACUGCUGGUAUCAUUACUGUGCCUAUCAGUCUACUAAUCUCUGCUAAUGUCACAAAGGAUAUUUUCCUGCUGUGAAAAUGUGCUUAGUUGGAGUCAGUGUCUUGUACAGUAUGUCUUUGACCAAACAGGCUCUCAAGAUAAUCCUUAAUUGUUCCUACCUUUCUUGUUGUUACCAUUCAUCCCAGAUUAAAAAUUGAAAGCACAUCUCAACAGUUUAGCUUUAGCUAUAACUGCAUGCUAUCAUCUGCAUGUUUUGGGAUUUUGCAUGAAGCAAAAGCACACUUCCAAACAUCACACACAAAUUCUUUUAAAAGUGCAGUUAAUUGUAAAGUAAGCAUCACAAAUGUGAUUAAUAAUAAGUUUAUACGCAAAUUAUUUAGUAGACAUUCAUUUUUAUUUAAAGAUUUACUUGGCAAAUAUUCACUUCCAUUUGUUAGUUUCUCGCAGUACUGUGAAGCAUUUUCACAGUGUAUUCUGGAAAUGCUUGGUUGUCAUUUCUACAUCUGAAGGGGGUGGUAGGUUUUUUUAUAGCUUUGUUACUCAAUACUAAUGAACAAAUGCACAGAGCUUUCUGACUAGAUCUAUACAGUGUAUGUGUUAUUGUAAUGAGAACUAUAAGGCAAUUGUGUUUGCUCUUGAGUUAUUUUAGGUAUGAAGGUAUGAAAGAUAGUCUGCAGCAGUGAUAUUAAAAUGACUUGCAAUAGACAGUAAACAUCCCCGGGCUUAGUAAUAAUGAAUACUAGAUUUUGGUUAAUAAAAAUGUCUUACUGUACAAGCCCAGUUAAGACAAUGGGAAAGAGGGAGCAAAGUCUCACUCAUUUGACAGGAAAGGUGUGAUGUAUAAAUUGGGUAGUGAAUGCUACCAAAUUAAACGGUAAUAUCCCUAAACCAUGGUUCAGAGCAUCAAUAGAAUUAACUGCAUGAUUCAUCUUUCUGAAAGAUAAAGGGUCGACACUUCUGCAUACUGUAAAAAAGUAUCGCUUCCUGAUACAAGAAUGAUGUGGUUUUAGUGCUCCGUCAUUGGAAUCAUUUAAGCGAGCCAUAGCCAUGUUUUUUUGCCUAUCUUGUUCUACCAUCUAGUACCACAUCAAAACAUCAACCUAGUUUUCAGUUCUGAACACAGUCCGGCCUGUUUACCAGAGAUUAUGCGUCCAUAUGAGAUCAGCAAAUAUAAGGCUGAUCUCAUAUCUCAUAUUAUGCGUCCAUAUGAGAUCAGCAAAUAUAAGGCUUAAAAUGUGUGGUAGAUAGUUCACAAUUUUUCCUUAAUCUUUGCAGUAUCUUAAUUUGAAUUGACAGAAAAUGUGCUGGACUGUGUGAAUAAAUAGACUAAGACAUCUUGUGAACAGUUGAACCUUUAAAAGAACUAUCAGUUAUUAUUGUGUAUUGUGAAAUACAAAACAAAACACUCUUGGGAAGUUUGAGUGCAAGAUCUUUGUUUACAUAUAUUUUUCAUGAAAAGGCUCUUAGUGCAUUUACAUAAUAUAGUACAUACAGUAAAUGUUGCCUUGUAGUUCUUAAACUGUCAAGAAAUAAAUUUUCUUCAGGUGUACUUUGGGCAAAAUGAUAUCAAAUAGAGAAUGUUUUAAACAACAUUUUGUACUUUGUCGCAAAAUAUUAAAAUGACAUCAAAAUGUACAGUCAAUUCAGAAUUGGAAUUUCAAUGAAGAAAAAUGGAUUUGACAGCCAUUUAACAAUGCCAAGAAAAGGGCAUGUACUUAAUACUUAAUAUGUUGUAAACCAUUACAUAAUAUUGGCAAAAAUAGUAUUUUAAAAAAAUAAAGUAACCAGCUUACUGUCAUUAAGAUGCCAGUACUGUCAACCAGAUGCCUGUCACUAAGUGCCAAAUACAGAAAUAAUCUAGGGAAGAGUUUUCUGUUGUGUAUUGUUGCUGUGAGUGUACUGUUUCGUCUUUAACAGAAUGACAUGUUGUAACACUGUUCAGAGUUUAGGUCUUCAGUGUCAACUGUAUGACAAAAAUAUGUUAAAGUGAGGCUCUGUCACAUGCUUUCCUUUCUUGUCACCUGUGCUGUAAACGAUAAAAAUUAAAUGACAAAAUUAUAAUUGCUUUAUACAAACCAUUUCCAAAUAAAAUGUAAACCCAUUGUAAA